Messenger RNA from Antechinus flavipes (yellow-footed antechinus), 4207 nucleotides. It is a transcript of the gene EIF5, whose product is annotated as eukaryotic translation initiation factor 5. Bases 904 to 2199 code for a protein of 431 amino acids. Gene Ontology annotation, cellular component: cytosol. The transcript is spliced from 12 exons. Gene Ontology annotation, biological process: formation of cytoplasmic translation initiation complex; translational initiation; formation of translation preinitiation complex. Gene Ontology annotation, molecular function: eukaryotic initiation factor eIF2 binding; translation initiation factor activity; GDP-dissociation inhibitor activity. Lineage: Eukaryota; Metazoa; Chordata; Mammalia; Dasyuromorphia; Dasyuridae. The record is from RefSeq and is a predicted model, not a curated record.
CAGGGUUACCGUAGAGGGGGAAGCUCGAGAGCUGAGGAAGAACGCCGCCAGCCCGGUGCUGGGGGCCGGGUAACGAAACCCACACCAUCAUGUAACGACAAACCCCACCCCCAAGAAGCGAGCCGGGGCGCCAGAAAGGCGGGGGUUGGGGGUGGAGACGGGAAGGAAAACCAACCGCCAUUUUCCUCCCGCUUCGAGAACGAAACGGACACGCGCGCGCCCCCUCAAUCCUCGGGACCGCCUAAUACCCCAACCCCUCCAGCUUCCGGCGGGUCUCGCGAGACUGCACUCCUAGAAAUCUCGAGCCGUCUUCGUCGAGCCGUACCUUGGGGUUGCUGGUUUGGUCGAGGGGUGGGUGUGGAGAAGGGGAAGAGAGAAGACAGGGAAAGGCGGCAGACCUUGAUUGACACGACACCGCCGCUAAUGGUCGCCAGGCUCCCAGGUGCCGAAGGGUGUUGCCUCCCCCCGGACGUCGCUGGGACCGCCCCCCCUUCCCCCCCGCUGGUCGGCGGCGGCACCUGGCUCGGGCCGCUCCUCCCGCUCCGCCUCCUCCUCUUCUUUCCUCCUCCUCUUCCCUUCCUCCUCCUCCACCUCUUACUGCUGCUCGGUCUCUUGUUUAUACCGCGCCUCAGACACUUCAUCCCAGUCCCGGGCGAGCAGCGUUGGGUUUAUGUCUUUAUUUGACGAAAACGAGCUGUUGCGCAGCCAUUGGUACCUGUAUUGGGGAAAUAUAGCAUACAAGCAAGACGCUUACAGCCUCUGUGGCAAAAACUUUUUCAUGUCAGAGACCGAGAACUCUUGCAGUCGUUUAUGUCAUCCCUUCUUCUCCAGACAGAAGAUACCAAAAAGUUGCAAUCAAAGAUCUCUUCAUCUUAUUGAUAAAACUACUACUAAUAAGCCAAAAUGUCUGUCAACGUCAACCGCAGCGUUUCAGAUCAGUUCUAUCGCUACAAAAUGCCCCGUCUGAUUGCUAAGGUUGAGGGCAAAGGAAAUGGAAUAAAGACAGUCAUAGUCAACAUGGUUGACGUUGCAAAGGCGCUUAAUCGGCCUCCAACGUAUCCCACCAAAUAUUUUGGUUGUGAGCUGGGAGCACAGACCCAGUUUGAUGUUAAGAAUGACCGUUACAUUGUCAAUGGAUCUCAUGAGGCGAAUAAGCUGCAAGACAUGUUGGAUGGAUUCAUUAAAAAAUUUGUUCUCUGUCCUGAGUGUGAGAAUCCUGAAACUGAUCUGCAUGUCAAUCCUAAGAAACAAACAAUAGGUAACUCUUGCAAAGCCUGUGGUUAUCGAGGCAUGCUUGACACAAACCAUAAACUCUGCACAUUCAUUCUCAAGAACCCACCUGAGAAUAGUGACAGUGUUACGGGAAAAAAAGAAAAAGAAAAGAAAAAUAGAAAGGGCAAAGACAAAGAAAAUGGUUCUGUGUCCAGCAAUGAGACAACACCACCACCACCACCACCCAAUGAACUUAACCCUCCACAUGCUGUGGAAGAUGAUGAGGAUGAAGAUUGGGGAGAGGACACAACUGAAGAAGCUCAAAGGCGCAGAAUGGAUGAAAUUAGUGAUCAUGCAAAAGUUCUGACACUUAGUGAUGACCUAGAAAGGACAGUUGAAGAGAGAGUCAAUAUUUUAUUUGACUUUGUGAAGAAAAAAAAAGAAGAAGGUAUUAUUGAUACUUCUGACAAAGAAAUUGUCGCAGAAGCAGAAAGACUGGAUGUAAAAGCUAUGGGUCCUCUUGUUUUGACUGAGGUUCUUUUUAAUGAGAAGAUUCGAGAACAAAUUAAGAAGUAUAGACGUCAUUUUCUACGAUUCUGCCACAAUAACAAAAAAGCUCAGAGAUACCUUCUUCAUGGUUUGGAGUGUGUAGUAGCUAUGCAUCAAGCUCAGCUCAUCUCUAAAAUUCCACAUAUCUUGAAGGAAAUGUAUGAUGCAGACCUUUUGGAGGAAGAGGUCAUCAUUAGCUGGUCAGAAAAGGCCUCUAAGAAAUAUGUCUCAAAGGAACUUGCCAAAGAGAUUCGUGUCAAAGCGGAGCCCUUUAUAAAAUGGCUAAAGGAAGCAGAAGAAGAAUCCUCUGGUGGAGAAGAGGAAGAUGAAGAUGAAAAUAUUGAGGUGGUGUAUUCUAAGACUGCCAGCGUACCUAAAGUUGAAACUGUGAAGUCUGCUGAUAACAAGGAUGAUGACAUUGAUAUUGAUGCCAUUUAAAACAGUGCAACUGAGCUUACAGUGUAAUGCUUCGAUUUUCUCUGCAUUUUCAGCCAGAAGUGCAACAUGUAUGUGCAGAAGCUAAAAAUGGCUUAACAUCAUGCUACACUUUGUACUCAAAAUGUCUUUUUACUGUGAGUGGUCUUCUGUAACUAAGCCCAGUGAGACAUCUAGGGAGUCCAUAUUACAUCAGUGCCCAGGUUUAGUUUGCUUAUUUAUAGCAUGUUACUUUGGGGGAAAAAAAACUAGCAAUGGACACAUUUAAAUUACAUUUAUUUAGUUGUAAAAAUAAAAAUUUGUUUUUGGUCAUUCUUCAAUUUGUUACUUUGAAUGACUUGAGCCUAAAUUGACACUGACUUCAGUGUCUCAGCCAGCUUAAAAGGAGGAAAGGAAAAGGCUGAAUUUUUUGUGAUCUUGGGAGCUUAUUAGAUUUGAUAUUUCUUGGAGGGCUUCACCUGGGGAAAAAGUUGAUAGUUCGACAUUAGUUAAUCCUGGUUAGCAAAUAUAUGGGGGAAAUCCCUCUUAUUUCUAACCCUUCAAAUUUGGCAUCUGAAAUUGUUUCUUAGGUAAAGUGCCACCAUAAAAAUGAUGAAGAUAAUACCUUUGCUUCAUUGGAAGUUGAGGAUAUAAGUGUAAACAGAAGUUAAAAAGGGUUUUUUUCCCCUUUUUUUUUUCUUUUUUUCCCCUUUUUUCUUUUUUCCUUUUCCUUUUCCUUUUUUCCUUUUUCUUUUCCUUUCCUUUUUUUUUUUUUUUUUUUUUUUUUUUGAAACUUGAACUGUGCAAAUUUAUGUUUGCUCCAUGUUGUCAUUGAGGUUUAGUGCAAUGUACAUGUGGGCUAAGCUGAGAAUCUUUCUAUAUUAACAAAUGGAGUAUUUCUGUAUGUGUAGCAACUCUGCUGAGUGAAAUUUCAAACUUUUUGGAUGUGAUUAAAUAGGUUGACCUGUAACAGCCAAAUCGAAGAUUUAUUUAGGGAAAACAGGGAGAAGAUGUGCACUAAUCUAAAACAGUGAACAUUACUGAGAAUUUUUCAGCCUUGACCUUGAGAGUCUAGAUCCCAACUUCAAAAUGUUUGGGCAUUUACUAUACCUUUUCAGUGUGCUAUUUGCCCUGAUGUUUUGGUUUGAUAUCUUUUCAUGCCUUUUUACAUUGAUAUAGCUUGUGCUGUUUGGAACUUGGGCACUAUCUUGCCAAAAUUUUUAAGAAGUGUUAAUAUGUCUAACUUGAUUUUUCUAAACAUUCUUAUUUAAAAAGACUGAAAUAAAGCUAAAAGCGUACUUUAUAAGUCAGAACCUGUAAUACAGAGUGUGACUUGGUAUAUUUUUUAUUUUACAUUGACAAUAGCCAGAUAUUCACAAAAUUGUUUGUGAUGGGUGUUAGUUCUACAAGUGGGGAUAGUCUCAGCCCAGAUGUUCACAAAGGUUUGGUUGAUUCUUAACGUGAUUUCCAGAUUUAAAACUUCUGGCCCAGACUUUAAAACAUUUUGAAACAGUCUUUAUAAAGGGAUUUUGUUAUCUUGAAAAAAAAAAUACUGGAAAUCAAGAAGCCAUUGCUGAAAGGCAGAAUCUUUUUAGGCCUUUUCUGUGGAUUGGGAAAAAUCUACUUGACUGACCUCACAGAUAGUAAAGAAAUUAGUAUGUAUGCAAAAGUAUUGUGUAAACACCAGAAUUUCCAAAUGUCAGAAAACCUUUUUAAAUUGAAAUGGACAGGCUGUGAGAUAAGGUUGUAACAUUGAGGAUCACUUAAAACAUGCUAGCAAGGAGCUUAAUCUUUUAUAAGUCUAAAGAAAAACAUUUCAGUUUUUGAAACACUAAGUGACAGGAAAUCUUGUACACUGGACCAAUGUGAAAUCUGAAGGGAUCAAAAUGUAACUAAAUUUGAAGCUUUGAGAAAAAUAAAAUAUUCACAAAGGUUAUCCUAAGGAGCAAUUGUAUGCUUUGCUCUCUACCACUGUCUUUAAAACUUUCCUGUUUUCUUCUACAUUACUUGAUUAUUAAAAGAUUAAUAUUGA